CUGACCUACUAACAUACAUUCAGAGACUCUGAGGGAGAAGGAGAGAGAGAGGGAGGAGGAAAUAGAGAGAGGGGAGGAAAUAGAGAGGUAGAGAGAGGGAGGGAGGGGGAGAGAGAGAGAGAGAGAGAGAGAGAGGAAUUGGAGCAAACAUGACAUGAGGAGCGCACUGAAAACAAGCGGCACUGUGUUCAGCUCUCUCAUAUACCUGCGCUAAUCGGAGAGCUCCUGCUUUUUUUUUUUUGAAAUUGACGGAUUGUUGGAAGCGAAAUCUGUGUCCUGUGUGGAUUCUGUCCUUUCUUAAAGACCAAAAAGAUUAAAAAAAAGCCUUUCAUCCUGCAGUCAACCGAAGCGAGACAGACAGGCGGAGCGAGAGCAAAGCUCCCCAAGAGACUGACACGCUGAGGUAGACGGGCCGACCUACAUCCUGCUGUUUGCGUGGAGAUCUAGGACACUUCUCCGCCAGCUCAGCUUUGACAACCAACGGCGGAAAAGCCAGAGGAAAAAAAAGAAAUUUGUGCUUUUCUAAGACUGAUCUGAUCCACUUAGGAUCUGAGAAGACCGGACACUUAACCCAAAUCCCUUUCAAGAGAAUAAAUGAGGGUUACUAAUGCUGAGCUCCAGCUGUUCUACGUCUUUUUGGCUAAUUUGGACACUUGAGUCCCCUCCUGUCACAACAGCACUGAAACUGCAAUAAGCAGAACAAGAACUUUGCGAGAGAACCUUCAAGCUUGUUUUCGGCAAGACCUCUGACCUGGUUAUUUCCCCCCCCCAAAAAAAACACUUCAAACUGGCUGCCACGAGACAAAAAUGGAAGAUCUGACAUCGGCUCUCAAAACGUUAAACAAAAACUCAGGGAAUAAUAACUGCGGUGAGACCUUCAGCAGUUAUGAAGAGUCUAUUCCUUCUGCCGAAGGGAGUCCGAAUCGCAUGGGGCGACUCCCCAAGGCCAAAACGAGCUUGAGCUGCAGGCGAAAGCGCGAGUUCAUUUCCGAUGAGAAGAAGGAUGCCUGCUACUGGGAGAAACGCCGCAAAAACAACGAGGCCGCCAAGCGCUCCCGGGAAAAGCGGCGUCUCAAUGAUAUGGUCUUGGAAAACCGUGUCAUUGCACUGAAUGAUGAGAAUGUGAGGCUCAAGACAGAGCUGCUCCAGCUGAAGCUGCGCUUUGGCCUCAUAAGCACCGCCUCCUACAUUGAAAAGAGCCAGCAGAUGGGCGGAAGCAGCAACACGGGAAAUGGGGGCUCCUCCUCAUCCUCCUCCUCGAACCAGUACUACUCCAGCGGUUACUCCAGCGGUUCUCAGGUGUUGAUGAACUCUGAUUCCUCAGAAACGGAGCAGUCUGGACGCAGUGAGGGCCACAGGCAGAUGGUGAAAUACUCCCCACGCGGCUCCCUCUCGGACAUGUCUGACGGCUCCUCCAGUGACAGCCCUGAGCCACUUCCUUUUGAGAUCAAACAGGAAGGUGAUAGGCUGGAGAUGGACAUUGCCAAUGGCACCACCACCCAGAUCAUGUUCAACAUCCACCGUGGUCUGGCCCCGGUGCCCACUCACCACCAGAUCCAGCAGCAUUCUCAGGAGCUGGAGGCCGCAUAUCACAGCCAACAGCAGCAGCAGCACCACCAUCAACAACAACAACAACAACCCCAUCCUGAGCCUGUUACCGCCAUUAACACCGUCAGCCAGCCUGCCCCUCACCCGCCUGCUGCCCAGAGAAGCGUCAUUCUGUAUGGCUCCAGCAGCGCCUCCUAUCCUGUGGACGCCCUGACGAGGCACCAUGAAAUCGAUGUACCGACAACCCAGAAGCAGAGCGGCGGCAGCAGCCAGACCUGUGCCAGCCAGCUGCCCCGGUCUAUUCCAGAGAGCUCCACAGAGACACUGGCUGAGGUGACGAAGCAGCUGGAGAGGAAGACAUUGGACUCCCCUCCAUAUGAGCUCUCAGACAGCCGUAACGAAGCUGGAGAGAGACAGGCGUACAGAGUUUGCCAACCUCCCCAGCAGCAUGAGCAGCACCAGCAGGAGAGAGAUUCGUCUGCAGAGCUCCUCCAAGAACAAGUGGAGGGGGUCAACCAAGCCCACCUGUACCACCAUCAUCAGCAGCCCCAUCAUUCAUACCUCAGUGCCCAAGACGAGGAUCCACCUGUGCUUACCUACGAGGGUGGGGAUGGAAGCGAGGCUUACUACCAAGGCCAAUCAAUCUCCUCUGGCAAAGACACGUCAUCCAUCGAUGGAGAUCCCCGCAGCUCCGAUAAAGAAGCGUCCACGGACGAUGACGAAUCCCCCUCCUCGUCUUGCUCAGAUAUGGGCAGCUACCACAGCCAACAUGUUACCAGCCUCCACCAUCCUGCCUCGCCUCCGCCCUCCUCCCAGGGCUGCUCUCAGGCCCAGGGCCGGGAUCCCCAGGGGGAGGUGAAGGGCACGGCGUUGCCCCACAAACUCAGACUCAAAUAUCGGGCCAUGAGCACCGGGAGCAGUGGGGCUAACUGUUCGGGCCAGGAAUCCCCAACGACCCCUCCGUCUGCCACGCCGCCUCCCCUGCCCCAGCACCCCUACUUGUCCCUAAUGCCGCAGCAGAACGUUAUGCGAGAGAGCCCGGACGGAGGCUUCAAACAGGCGGCCUCAGGGCAGGGGGGCAGGACGGAGAGCGGGAAAAAGGAGAGACGAAACAAGAGGCCAGAGUAGGUGACAUUCGCUUUGAGAACUUGUCACAACAAAAGACAAUCUGUCCUCUAAGAACUACCCUGCCAUCAUGCCUUUGCCCUUUAAUCAAAUCCCCCUCCUCACGCCCUUGGGACCUCUCUUCUCCCUUAUCCCCAACAUCACCAAAAAGGCUGGACAUCUUGUUGGGCUGUAUCAUAUUUGUAUAUAUUGUACAGAUUUGUCAUUUCUUACAUCCUCUCCAUACUUACAGAAGCACUUUUGUUUAUGUGAUGAGAGGAGGAAUGGAACUACCUGCUUUUUCUACUUUUGUCAUCCAACAAAAUACAGCAGAGCACAUUGACAUUUAGAUCACCUGCAGGACAAGGAAAAGUUUUGAGCUUUAUCAGUACUAUAAAUUUGGUACAUAUCUGACUGUAGACAAACAUACACAUGUAUGGCUAUCUGCCUUAAUCUAAUGCAAACGUACACUGGGGACAUUCCCUCGACCAAAGAAGCACCAACACUACAAAACAUCGAGUUCCAUACCUCUUCCCAGACCCUACCUCUACCAACCCAUGCUCUCCCCAACCAUCUCCAUUAUUUUACAAAAGAUAGCAGUCACCUUUAUUUUUUAAGCACUUGGUUUGUAUAUUACUGUGAUAUAUGAAUAUAUGUAUCUAUUAUAAAUAUAUAUUUUACAAAGAAAUUUGAAUACAAAUUCAACGAAAAUGCGACACACCUGCAAUGGUAAAAGAGGGUUUUGAAAGUGACCAUCCUAUUAUGAAAUCACAAUUACUGUACAGCCACGUUGUCCAAUGUUGCUACAGGACCCAUUCAAAUUAAAAAACGCCUCUCUCUUGAUUGUUAAGCUUUAGCAUUAAUCAUUUUGUUAAUGCCCUGUUUACACAGAAAUGGCCGUCCGGUUUGGAGCGCCAACAGCACUGAAUGGAGAACACGUUGUUUCCUGAGGCGAGGGCCUCGUUAAAAUGUUUUGGAUUACUUAACCUUUAACCAGCCUUUAAAUAUUCGGUGGAAUUCACCAGCUGCAGGCUGCAAGCCUUUACUUUAUUUGAGCUUUAUCAACCAUAUCUUGUUAUCGUUACCAUUCACUGGCCCAAUGUAUUUAUUUCCCGUUCUCCACACUGUAGAAAAGCCCACAGGAACAUAGACGGAGAAUGUGUACAGACCUUUUUAAGAUACAUCCUGCAGCCGUGAGCUUGAACUGUAAUGGAG
Messenger RNA from Anoplopoma fimbria (sablefish), 3867 nucleotides. Its product is annotated as ras-interacting protein RIP3-like. Gene Ontology annotation, cellular component: nucleus. The record is from RefSeq and is a predicted model, not a curated record. The coding region runs from base 808 to 2676 and encodes 622 amino acids. Gene Ontology annotation, molecular function: DNA-binding transcription factor activity; DNA binding. NCBI's taxonomy places the organism in Eukaryota, Metazoa, Chordata, Actinopteri, Perciformes, Anoplopomatidae. Gene Ontology annotation, biological process: circadian rhythm; regulation of DNA-templated transcription. The transcript has 2 exons.